AUGGCAUCCAGUCUCGCUUCCACUACAGACUCGUGUGAGGGUAAUUUCACCCCAACAUCUUCUCAGGAUGGCAGCCAGGCUGAAUCCUCCCGAAACUACCACCGAUCAUCCUCGACGGGAGCGCAAGUGACACCGACGAAACUAUCUUCCCCGAGACAAAACAUGCAAAGCCUUGGCCACUCUGAAAGCUCGACUCCUCUUUAUAUACCUUCUACCUAUGCAAGUCUACAUACUGCUACACCUAGUCCAAGACGUAUUAUUGUUCCAGUUUCUCGCAAAAAAGACUCGUCAAGCGGAUCGCCUACAGCUUCCACUACUUUUGUGGACCGAGAUGACUUCGGAAAUUCUCGAAAGGAAGUUCCGCCGCUAUCUUCUUCCCCCCUAGGAGGGGGUUCAACCAGAGACACCUCCGAGACGCCGCCGAAGACACCUGAAAUCGAAGCAGACGAGAGCGAGUCUGAACGCAGUUCUGAUGCUGAUGAUGAACUAUAUGAUGUCCGCCAAGAAUCUCUCCCUUCGGCGCCUAUCUAUGACCAGCGUCUACAAACCGGCCUCAAGGAUGUGAAGAGCCACUUAGCAGAUCUGGUGCAUGCAAUGGGAGCCUCUGGUCUAGCCCAUGAUCCAAACUCUAGCUUGCACAAAUUACGCAGUGAUACCAAGAAGAUAAGCGAGUUUCAAUACCCAGAAAGACGAACUGUUGGGUUUAUUGGCGAUUCUGGAGUUGGGAAGAGCUCUGUGAUAAACUGUCUUCUGGACCAAAUCAACUUGGCAAGAUCGAGUGGCGAAGGAUCUGCUUGCACCUGUGUAGUUACCGAGUUCCGAAACGUGGAUGACGAUCACCAAGAACCAUAUACAGUUGAAGCCGAUUACAUGAACGCCGAAGAAAGGAGCGAGCUUCUUCAAGAACUUCUACGGAGCGUUAGACAGUUUUAUACAUCAGCGUAUCAGGAUGUCACCUCAACUCAAGAGCAACAGCAACUUAGAGAUUCGGCGAUUAAAGCACUUAAGACUCUUCAAACAAUUUUCCAGAAUCAACCAGACAUGGGAAUUGAGUUUCUUGCUAAUGAAGAGGACGGUGCUGAAGGUACCAUUCGAGCACAGCUUGAAGAAUGGACCGAUGCCGAACUAGCUAAAAAGCCCGGCGGGCUAAAUACCAUGCGUUACAUGAAGCUCGCAAGGAACUUGGAAGAGUGCAGAGAGAAUCUUGAUUUUCUCACAGCAGAUUCGUUCGAUGAUGAGCGACCAGUGCUAUGGCCUUUCAUUAAGAUUAUAAGGGUUUACCUCGACUCCUCGAUACUGCGGACCGGUCUAGUGCUAGCCGACCUGCCAGGCCUACGAGAUCUCAAUUUUGCCAGAGAUGUUUCACUCGAAGAGUCAACUCGCGAGCAGGGCCCGGCUGCUCGAAUUGUGCAACAGUUCAACCAAAGAGCCACAGAGCUGAAGAAUAGCAUCAGACAAGCUAAGAGACGAAUAGUGAAGGCAGUUUCAAGAGAUCAAGGAAGAAACGCGCUCCGACUAUAUGAUCUCGAGCGCCAAGAAAGUGAACUCAAGCUAGAAAUCCAAGUGUUUCUGAUAAAUCGGCGCAACGAGAACGCGAGACGCCAGCUCGCUGACAAGUACAAUGACAUCCAGGUCUUCUGUUUAGUCCCAGCGGAGGCUGGGCUACGUGCAACACGGGCAUUUCUGACCCACCAAGUUCCAGCACUCCUGGGCUCUAUUCGCCAAUGGGUACUUGCGGGGUCUGAUACAAUUACGACGGAGAGAGCAGCUACGCUCAGUCGCGCUUUGGAAGAUGUGGAAGUGACUCUCCAUAAUGAGCUGGUCACACACCAAUCAGAAGUGCGUCGUUUUGAAGAAACAUUGCACAACUCAUUUCGUCAGUAUAUCUUCCAUAUCAUCUCUACUUCUAGAUCCGAGUGGAUGCAUAACUGUCUCAGUGUGAGCGGACGAUGGUCAUCUUGGCAUCAUAGUACAUAUGCUGCGUUCUGUCGCCAAAAUGGAACCCAUGGUACCAAAGCAGCUGGCGGGUUCCAUUGCUGGAACGAUGAACUGGUUCAAAAGCCCCGACAGGAUCUCAGUCCGGGAUGGGAAACGAUUAACGCUUGGGUAGAACCACAGGCUGAUAUACUGUCAGAGGUAAUCAUAUCGGUUUUCAACAGUGUCUGUAGGAAACUACGCCGUAAGACUCCCUGGAGUAUUGACAACUUUAGUGACAGGAAUACAACGAACCAGACACUGACAGACUCUUUAGAACAUGUCUCGUUGGCCCCCCAAGCCAUGCAUAAUUUUCUGGACAAUAUGGAGUUCCGCCAGAGCUGUAUCAUAGAUCAUGUCCAGGAUUCUAUCAGCAAGAUUAUUGAGGACACAUGGAAAAUGAGACGCGACAUGCUUGAAGGCCACGACAGCUCCUAUAUUGGAGAUCUGAUGCGCCCAGUCUAUGCAGCCUGUAGUAUGGAAGGAGGGACCGGAAGUGACAUGAGACGUAAAGAAAUCAUGAGAAACCACCUGAGAGACCCAUGCCUAUUUGGAAUUUACCUGAAUCGUGCCAAGGUGGACUAUACCAAGGCUGUUUCUGAGCAUCUGCGCUUUCUCCGACAAAAGAUUCUCGAGCAAGUUGAAGACAUAAAACGAGACUCUCACACUGUGGUUGCACCGGACAACGAGGCUGCUGAAGCAGAUCGAGCCCCCGAAGUGGCUCGAGAGCUUAAUUCUAGACUCACCAUUGCAUCGAGCGUCCUGGAAGCCACACAAACAGUAUUGCAAGAACAGGUUAGCCCGCUGCACAUGUGA
This is a messenger RNA of Penicillium soppii, 2790 nucleotides long. RefSeq lists its product as uncharacterized. Lineage: Eukaryota; Fungi; Ascomycota; Eurotiomycetes; Eurotiales; Aspergillaceae. The record is from RefSeq and is a predicted model, not a curated record. The coding region runs from base 1 to 2790 and encodes 929 amino acids. The transcript has 15 exons.